Molecule: messenger RNA, 2427 nt
Organism: Trypanosoma theileri
Lineage: Eukaryota; Euglenozoa; Kinetoplastea; Trypanosomatida; Trypanosomatidae
Product: chaperone DNAJ protein
Exons: 1
Coding region: 1-2427 (808 amino acids)
Biological process (GO): cristae formation
Source: RefSeq, a predicted model, not a curated record
AUGACGGAUUAUGAAGAUGAAAGUGCACGAGAACACACACUUUUGGGUGAUGUUGAUACAACAGAGAAGAGGUUUGAUCCUGAUCCCUGUGGAUACUACGCAGCUCUUGGCGUCUCACAGGAUGCCUCACAAAAAGAUAUUCGACAGGCCUUUUUACAUUUAAGUAGGACCUAUCAUGCCGAUAAACACAGUGGAGAAUCUGUAGAUACUGUACAGUUAAUGAAUGAGCGAUUUCAGAAAUUACAAGAUGCAUAUACUGUACUCUCAGACCCAAAGCAACGAGUGGCAUAUGAUGUGGGAGGAGAAUUGGGUAUAAGCCGUUUGGCUCUUAUUCCACAGUCUAUUAACCGACGUGAAGAUAUCGCACGUUACUUGGAGUUGUUAGAUCAAGAAGCGGAGGUAUUACGAGUAUCUAAAAUGCUUUCAACGAAAUCAGAGAUCUCAAUUGUAUAUUCCUUUACACAUCUUUUUCUUUCAAGGAAAGUACAUUCAACUCCUGUACAAUCAAUGGAGAAUGAAAAUGAUGUAGUGAACACUUCCCCUAAUGUAGAAACAGAUACCGUGGAAGGUGAAGAGUCCAGUGAGGUUGCCGAACCAACAGCAACAACAGCAACAGCAACAACAACAGACGGUGCAGCUCCAACGAAUACUGUUAAUGCUCAAUUCUCUGCAAAAGAAGUUAUUUUGGAUGGACGUAAACAAAUUGUACUUUUACCAUCUCCUGAAUUUCAACGUUUAUUAUAUGAAAGAAUGGGUAAAACAGCUGUUAGUGCUUCUUCUCAUGAUGGUGAUAAUAAUAAUAAUAAUAAUGAGAACCAGAUGAUGGAAUUUGAGAAAACACAAAGUAUAUUUGGUGUAUUAAGUUCAGUAAAGAAGUUGUUAACGGGUGUACAAGCCGAUAGUUUAGCUUUUAAACACUCUUUUCAUCAUGUUUUCUCACCGAAUGCUAUUGCGGAAUUUGUAACACGAGCCAAUCAUUCAAAAAAUGGAAUGAAUAUGGGUUGUAAAGGAAUUCUUCGCUAUUCCUCAGAUGAGAUCACUACAUACACUACAACGUAUGAAUUAUCAAAGGUUGGAGGAGAUUUUUUUCUGGAGCGAGAACGUGCACUUAAUCCUAUAUGGACUGUUAGUACAGGAGCACAUCUCUUUGGUAGAAAAGGUUUACUACAAAAGUACAGAUUGAGUUUACAACGAAAAUUAUCAAAUACAUGGACAUUAAAAAAUACGUUAGAUAUGUCUUUUACAGAAUAUGGUAGUUUUUCAUCCUAUAUUUGGGGUGUAACAUCAAAUAAUGUGCUGAAUCGCAUUUAUCUUCACUCUGGGAAUGGUAAUCUACAUCUUGGAGUUUCUAGAGAAAUACCUAUUGUAUUUCAAAAUGAUGAAGAACAAAAUUCAAAACCCAAUAGAGGUUUUAUUGCACCUUUUGCACAUUUAAAUCUUGUUGGAGGUUUAAAUGUUGGAUUUGAUGUAUGGUAUGGAAUUUCUAAAUAUCAUCGUAUUGGUAUUGGUUUUUCUUCUUUAUUAAGCAUUUCAGGAUAUUCUAAUUCCUCAUCUAGUCGACGUAUUGCAACUGCAGGAAUAAAUGAAUUCCGUUUAUUAUAUGCACAAGGUCAACAUAGUAUUCGUAUUCCAUUUUUGGCCUUUUACAGUUCAGGAGUUCAACAAGUGGCUAUUUGGAUUUCCGCACCAUUACUCUUAUAUCGAACGGCUCAACUUUUAUGGCGGCCUUAUCGUAAUAGACGAGUGGCGGCUCUUUACAAACAAAGACGAAUAGAACACCGAGCAGAAAUGGAUAUCGCACGAAUGCGGGCUAUAAAUGAACAGAAGGCGAUUGAAUUCAGUUCCAUGAGAAAUCACAUGGCAGAAGAAAGAGUUGGAGGACUUGUGAUUAUUAACGCAAAGUAUGGAGUGUUGAAUCCGCGCUAUCCAGAGGCACUUCAACAACAACAACAAUCGAAAAGAAAUGGAACAACUAAUAAUAAUAAUCAUAUUCAACACUUACCAUGGUGGAGACGAUGGUGGACACGGAAAGAAACUGGUACACCCAAUAUAGUUCAUAUGAAUAAUAAUAAUAGUAAUAAUAAUACAGGUUUCAUAAGAAAUGGUGAUAUUGGUGGUAAUAAUGAUGAUAAUAAUGAUGGUUUACGAAAUGAAGAAGAGAAGGAAGAUGAUAUGGAAGAGGAUACAGCUUCACUAUUGGUAUUGGAUGUAACUGUGGCACUUCAAAACUUUGUACACGACUCUCAACUUUCAUUACCAGGUGGAUCAAAGAGUCGAUUGGCUGGAUUCGCAGAUCCGGACCCAUUUACAGCAGAGAAGAAAGAAUUGAAGAUUGUUUAUUGGUUUCGCCACAAGCGUCAUGUUGUGGUUGUAAAUGAUGAUGAUCCUGUACGACUUCCACAGCGAGAACACUUGGUUGAAUCCUAA